UUUGCAAUGCCAUGGUUGUCUAUGUGUUCCAGCUACUGACAAGGAUCCUGCGAGCCUGCUUGCCCCACUCUGUAAUCUGAUGUUUUCUUGUUUCUGUUUUAGUCUUCAGGAUAAUUCCUUCAACAGCGCAGCUGUAGCAGAGUGUGAAGGUGAAACACAGUCUUUAAAUGAAGAACAGACAGUCUCAUCCAAGCUUAGAGAUGAAAACAAUAAAGAAAAUUAUCCUCAGUGCUCUACAGAAUUGGAGGAAAAUACCUUACCGGCUUGGGAUGGUCAACUUCACACUGAUAAGAAGCUAUUUGAUAGUACUACCAGACAUGGAAUUGGUAUCCUACAGACAAAACAGCCAAAGUCAAGUGUCAAAUCUGAAGGUGGGAAGAGCUGUGAAGGAACUCAGGAAGCUGAGAAUGUAAUUUCAUGCCACUCGGAAGGUUGGUCUGCAAAAGGAAUGACAUCUUGUGAACAUACUCAUUUAACGCAAAGAGGCGGAACAGAUUUGCAGUCAAGAAACAGUCCAAUCAUGCGCAUCCAGUCAAAGGAAGCUACUGAACAUUUCCAGAUCCAUAGAGAGGAGGAGGUGGUCCAGGCUCAUGAAUCUAAGGAGACAACCAACUCAUUAACACAAAGUGAUGGGGUCAGCCAUGCAGAACCUACUCAUCGAGACUCCCAAACUGAAGCCGAUCAUGUUCCUGAAGAUCCGCGCAGCAUUGGGACUAGUCGGCUGUUGUUCCAUAUUACUGAUGGGGAUAACCCACUUCUGUCACCAAGAUGCUCCAUCUUUAGCCAGAGCCAGAGAUUUAAUUUAGACCCUGAGUCUGCACCAUCUCCACCAAGCUCCCAGCAGUUUAUGAUGUCAAGGAGUUCUUCUAGAAGCAGUUGUGAGGAUUCAAAAGAACCACUUACUAUCAUGCAGCUUACCAAACAAAUUCAAACACUGAGGAGGAGAAUCAGAAAAUUUGAAGAUAAAUUUGAACAGGAGAAAAAAUACCGUCCUUCCCAUAGUGAUAAAACCUCUAACCUUGAAGUCCUGAAAUGGAUGAAUGAUUUGGCAAAAGCCCGGAAGCAACUUAAAGAACUUAAACUCAAAAUGUCUGAAGAUCAAAAUGCACCAAAUUCUUCACAAAAUAGUGUUUAUGGCGAAAGGUCUGUACUAUCAGUUUCACCAGAACAACACGGAGCUCCAAGUACUUCUAGAUCUUCUGUAGAGGAAACUGUAGACACCGUCUGGAAACGUCUAAAGGAAAAGAGACAGUUACUUAAUCUCCCUGAGAAUUUAAAGGAUAUGACAAAAAAGCAAAUGAAUCUGGAAAAAAUCAGUCUUCAGAAAUGCCUUCUGUACUUUGAGAGUAUUCACGGACGCCCAGUUACAAAGCAAGAAAGAAGUCUUAUGAAGCCUCUUUAUGACAGAUACAGGAUAAUCAAGCAACUAUUGUCUAAUGCGUCAUUGAUUCCAACUAUACAUGAAGAAGAGGAUUCUGAUGAAGAGAGUGCCCCAAAUGGUAGUGACUUCAUGUUAACAGAGUCUGAUCUUGCAGCGGAUGAGUAUCUUACCUAUUCAAGUGAAGAUCUAGAUCUACCAACAUAUGUAUCCCCUCUUGAUGAGAAAAGGCCGAGGAGACAACCAGCCUUUUCAAUGUCAAAUCUACACGAGGCCUCAAUGCCAGAGCUGCUUGAUCAUCUCCGAGAGACUAGAGCUGAUAAAAAAAAGUUACGUAAAGUUUUAAGAGAAUUUGAAGAGCACUUCCUAAGACAAACAGGAAGGAGUGCACAAAAGGAAGACAGAAUACCCAUGGCGGAAGAGUACUGUGAAUACAAACAGAUAAAAGCGAAACUUAAAUUGCUCGAAGUCCUCAUCAGCAAACAAGAUGUUUCCAAAACCAUUUAGAAUUUGUGGAUACAUAUGAAGCCGUAUUCACAAGUCAUUCAGUUUUGCAUUAUUUCUGCACACUCAUGUUUGUCACUGACAUUCUGAUGCACUUUAAGAAUUGUUAAACACUACCUUAAGGAUAAAUAACAGCACAUGUGAACUGGGAUUUCUUUGUUAUUGAAACCCCCCCAAAAAAACUGCUGGAGGGCAUUACAGUUACAAGUAUAUUUUAUAUAGUAUCGUUACAUUGAUGAUUGGAAAAAAAUAAUAUUGUGUUUUAUAUUGGAGAGCUAUUUUUUUUCCAAAUUAAGGUUAACAAUUUAAAACUGGGGUGUUUUUACCUUUUUUUUUUUUUUUUUUUAAAAAUAGGUUCAAAUUAGAAAUAUUUUCUGCAACAGCUAAUUGGAGAAAUUCUAUCAAUUAAUACAAUACUAUACACUUAGUAUUGCAAAAUAAAUACGACAAACUCAUAUGCGCACACAGACCCCAAAAACUUGGGAGGAACAAAAUGGAGUCAGCUGCAGUGGAGAGGCGUAAAUUGGAGUUAAAAAAUAAAUUGGACAUGAAAAUGGGAAGGUCACAUAAAUACUGAAGAAUUAAAGGGACAUGUAACUCAAAAUUUUUCUUUCAUUAUUUAGGUAGAACACAAUUUUAAACAACUUUCCAGUUUACUUCUAUUAUCAGAUUUGUUUAAUUCUCUUGGUAUCAUUUGUUGAAGGAGCAGUAAUGCAUUACUGGUUGCUAACUGAACACAUGGGGUAGCCAACGAGAAUCGGUGUAUAUAUAUAUGCAUCCACCAAUCAGCAGCUAGAACCUAGGUUCCUUGCCGCUCCUGAGCUUACUUAGGUAAACCUUUCAGCAAAGGACAACAAGAGUAGGAAGCAAGUUAAAUACUAGAAGUAAAUUGGAAGGUUGUUUAAAAUUGUAUAAAUUGUACAAAACCUUACGAUGCUCAUCCUAGAUUUCAAUUUUAUCCCCGGAUGCAAUGCUUUAUGAAGUAUCUUGUCAGAAGUGCCUUCAAAAUUUUGUAGGCUAAUAUAUAUAUAUAUAUAUAUAAAUAAAUAAAUAAAGUUAAAAUAAAAAACCAAAAUAUAUAGAACUAAAUAUUAUAUUUCAGAUUCUAAUAGAAUAUAUAAUAUAUUAUCCCUGUGCAGAGAAUCUAUAUAUUUAUAUUUAUUCUUAAGCCCUUGAGGUGGUGUGUUUUGCGCAUUCUUCAAAAAACGUUAUUUAGUUUUACUGUUAAGAAGAUAUACAUUGAUCAUUUCAGCCAAAGCCCCUUUCGUUACCAUUUCUACUUCAACUUCCACUUCUUGUUACCUAUUGUGAACAGCUGAGAUUAAUUUUAGCUGUGAUUCCCAAGUAUUUCUUUUUUUAUAACUUAAAUCAAAACUCCCAUAGCUUCAUUAGGAGACAUGAGCAAAAUAUAUGGUGUUCAUCUUUAACUUUCUGAAAAUAUUGUUAUAACAAAGUAUUUUUUAACAGAUCACUUUUAUAAAAUAAUUUUAAAAAAGUUUGUAAAAUCAAAGCAGCAUUAUAUACGCAUCACCUAAAUAAUAUACAGCAAAAAUGUAAUCUAAUUGAGCACUAAAAAUGUCACUUGAACAUUAUGCGUUUUUUGUUUCUAAAGUUUAAUUUCUAUUUAAAAGGAUGGUAAACACUUUAAGAUUAUAAUAUAUAAUUCUUAAUUAUUCAUAGCAAUAUUCUUUCAUUAUUUAUUUUGCAAAUCUGAAAAUUGAAAAAGGCUUCCCAAGUCUAACUUUACAACAUAUAACUAAUUUUCCGUUUAUUAUGUUUUUUGCUGCCAUUGAAAAAGACAAACCAAAAAAAAAAAUGUUGCAGCAACCAAGGCAUUAAUCUAUUCUUAUAUAGUUUGAGCUUUGCUGAUAUAUUAAUUAUUAGAAGACGUUGUUUACCGCACUUUAAAUCUAUAGAUACCUAGCGUGAUUAUGUUUUCAGUAAAUUUGGGAUAUUGGCAAACCUUGGAGUUGUCACUUGAACAUAUGUUGACAUAUGCAAUGCUUCAUUUUAUCAAGCUUGUGUUUUGUGGUUUGUUUACCAGAGAAAAAGCGUAUUUCUAUAAAGAAUAAUAUGGCGGAUGGGAUAAAUGCUGCUAAUACUGACAUUAUACACAUCUCUCACCCAAAACAUCUGCAUUAAGAACAUCACAUUGACUUUUUUUUUUUGCAAUCUUGGAUAGGUUUUCUUUUUUUUCCUAUAUAUUCCUACUAAAGCAAACAUUUCUAUGUAUCUUGUAUUUAAAAUGCAUGAUUUUAAAGACCAGAUGUUUUUAAAAUUGUUUAUUGGUUAACGAGAGAAAAAAAAAAUACCAUUUGCAAGUUUAAUUAUGAUCUUUGUGACGUUUUCAGUAUAUUGACUUGAUUCUUAACAUACUGUAUGAUUCAGAAUGAAUUGAGUUUUUUUUUUUUUAAUUAAAACCUCUAAAACGCAAGAUUAACAGGAACGUGUACACAACUAUAUGAAGUUUACAGUCUACAUCUUUGAUAAGGGAAAAUGGUUUGACGUAUACAGUUGAUAAUAAAAUGUGCUCUAUAUAUUCUAUAUGAUUGUAAAUAUUUUAUACAACAGUACAAAUAAAAUAUUUUUCUAUCAUA
Molecule: messenger RNA, 4479 nt
Organism: Bombina bombina (fire-bellied toad)
Lineage: Eukaryota; Metazoa; Chordata; Amphibia; Anura; Bombinatoridae
Gene: FAM13C
Product: family with sequence similarity 13 member C
Exons: 15
Coding region: 80-1885 (601 amino acids)
Source: RefSeq, a predicted model, not a curated record